Molecule: messenger RNA, 2583 nt
Organism: Chrysochloris asiatica (Cape golden mole)
Lineage: Eukaryota; Metazoa; Chordata; Mammalia; Afrosoricida; Chrysochloridae
Gene: HOXA3
Product: homeobox A3
Exons: 4
Coding region: 340-1665 (441 amino acids)
Biological process (GO): regulation of transcription by RNA polymerase II
Cellular component (GO): nucleus
Molecular function (GO): RNA polymerase II cis-regulatory region sequence-specific DNA binding; DNA-binding transcription factor activity, RNA polymerase II-specific
Source: RefSeq, a predicted model, not a curated record
UUCUUGCAAAUAAUGUGAUCUCAGGCAAAGAUGCAGCAUCUUGGCUGUCUGCUCAAAACAUGCCUAGAUUCUCAUUCUCGGUGGAAAGUGAGUGUCGAACUGCAAAACCUCAAAUGGCAGAUGCUCAUCAUUUCAGAGCGCCUGGACACCGGAAAAGGCGAAUCACUGAAUAUCUGCAGUUGGAAACAAUUCCUGGUUCUGAUUUAGACGUCUUUCGAGGUCUGCGCGGGGCGGCUAUUGGCGGCGGAGCGUCACGUGACCGCGGGGGCGUGCCAAUGUGCGCCCUCACGGGUGUCAAGCCCCUGUCAGUGUGUGCGAUCAGGAUCGUGAAACAACGCGAUGCAAAAAGCGACCUACUACGACAGCUCGGCGAUCUAUGGUGGCUACCCCUACCAGGCAGCCAACGGGUUCGCUUAUAAUGCCAGCCAGCCGCCGUACCCAGCUUCCGCGGCUCUGGGCGCCGACGGCGAGUACCACCGACCCGCCUGCUCACUCCAGUCGCCCGCCAGCGCAGGGGGCCACCCCAAGGCGCACGAACUGAGCGAAGCAUGUCUGCGCUCCCUGAGCGGCCCGCCCAACCAGCCCCCUGGACUGGGCGAGCCGCCCCUGCCCCCGCCACCGCCCCAAGCCGCGCCCCCUGCCCCACAGCCGCCGCAGCCCCCGCCGCAACCCCCAGCGCCCGUUCCUGCGGCUCCCCAGCCCCCCUCUUCGGUCUCCCCACCUCAGAAUGGCAACAGCAACCCUGCCCCCGCCAGCGCGGCCAAGAGUCCCCUGCUCAACUCUCCCACUGUGGGUAAACAAAUCUUCCCUUGGAUGAAAGAGUCACGGCAAAACACAAAGCAGAAAACCAGCGGCUCCAGCUCAGGCGAGAGUUGCGCUGGUGACAAGAGCCCUCCAGGCCAGGCAUCGUCCAAGCGGGCCCGUACGGCCUACACAAGCGCGCAGCUAGUGGAACUAGAGAAGGAGUUUCAUUUCAACCGUUACCUGUGCCGGCCUCGCCGCGUGGAAAUGGCCAACCUGCUGAACCUCACUGAGCGCCAGAUCAAGAUCUGGUUCCAGAACCGACGCAUGAAAUACAAGAAGGAUCAGAAGGGCAAGGGCAUGUUGACAUCGUCUGGGGGCCAGUCCCCUAGUCGCAGCCCCGUGCCCCCUGGCGCUGGUGGCUAUCUGAACUCUAUGCAUUCGCUGGUGAACAGCGUCCCAUAUGAGCCUCAGUCGCCCCCAUCCUUUUCCAAGCCUCCCCAGGGCGCCUAUGGGCUGCCCCCCUCCUCCUACCCUGCACCCCUGCCCAGCUGCGCUCCUCCUCCGCCCCCACAAAAGCGCUAUACAGGGGCAGGGGCAGGUGGCACCCCUGACUACGACCCGCACGCGCAUAGCCUGCAGGGCAACGGCAGCUAUGGGACCCCACACUUACAGGGAAGCCCCGUCUUCGUGGGGGGCAGCUAUGUGGAACCCAUGAGCAACUCCGGCCCGGCCCUCUUUGGCCUGACUCACCUCCCCCACACCGCCUCAGCUGCCAUGGACUACGGGGGCGCAGGGCCGCUAAGUAGCGGCCACCACCACGGGCCAGGGCCAGGGGAGCCGCACCCUACCUACACGGACCUUACCGCCCACCAUCCUUCUCAGGGAAGAAUUCAGGAAGCGCCCAAGCUCACCCACCUGUGAUGGUGGGCUAGGGGCUGAGCGCCAGGAGAGUCCCCCACCUUUCUUCUUUGGUUGCUUUUUUUUUUUUUUUAAAGUUCCUCCUGCCCCUCCCUUUCUCUUCGCCUCCGCCCUUCUUUCUACUCACCCGCCCCCGUUUUGUUUUCUUUGGUAACGCGUUUUUAUAGUUUUUGUGACGUAGCAAUCUUGGUUGCUGGAAUGGCUGUCAGCAUCAGUAGCGAUAUUUAUCUCCUCCCGCCCCUCGCUAGGCCGCUGGCCCUGCACCCUUUACCUUCUCCACUCUUUGAUCAGAAACAGGGUAUAUGAACAAAUUUGUAGCCGAGUUCUUCAAUGUGAAUUUGUUCGUACGUUAUGGCUCCCGAGGGGAAGCAAUUACGUUUAAUUUUAAUUUUUAGAUUUUUUUUAAUUGCACUUCUUCUAAAGAGCGAGAAAAAAAAAAAAAUCAAAGGCGCUUUGAAGCAGGGGCUCCCUGUGCAAGGAUGAGUAAGUGUACGUCUUUCCGUGUGUGUAUGCUGGUGAACAGUCAGAUUUAUUUAUAUUUUUUUUGCAAGCAUUGAAUAAUCUAAGUUUUAAAUAUUAUUUAUCCCCAUCCGUUCGUAUUUAUAUUAAAGAAAUUCUGUACCCUGAUUGUUCAGAAGGUUUCUUGGGCCUUUUGUUCAAUGGUGUAUUGGCGUACAUAGAAAAAAAAAAUUAUUUGAAAGGGAAAUAUAGUUCCUUUAUAAAAACGGUAGUGAUGCAAUAAAACCCGAGAGGAUCCAGCUUUUGAAAACAGUGAUUUAGGUUUGCAACAUCUGGCGAAACUGAAAAAACAAUCUGUAAACGUGAAAAAAUGAUAGAUUUGUUUUGAGAGUUUUACAUUCCUUGCUGCUCACAUUCUGAGAAACGAAACAAAAAAAAUAAAAUAAAGUUUUUAUUCUGAAU